AUGGCUCCCUCUCCGGAUCAGCAGGCGGGACUGGACGGGAAGAGUCGGGAGGGAAUGAUUGCCGAAUCCAUCAGAAAGAACAAAGAGAUCCAGAGGUUAUAUCCUCACGUCGAUUUCAAGGAGGAUGUCAUAGAGCCCACGAUCAACUUGGCGUUCGAUAUACAGGAACACGUCGACGAGACCAACCAGAGAAGAUACAACACCCUCAUUGACGAGAUGCUCGAGCGCACUGCUGAGCCAGACCUGGCGGAGAGACUCCUCUGGGAAGCAAGAGAGUGUCUUACCGGCUACCCAAGCAUCCUGACUCAAUUCGAUGCCAUCUUUAUUGGACAGCGAUCGGCCUCGAACGUGAUUCGGGAACUGCACGAGUGCAUGAUAAUGAAGAAGGGGGCGGAAAGAAGGAUGAGCCAGCAAGUCGAGGGGGCCCAAAACGGAAAUGGGCAAUGA
Molecule: messenger RNA, 447 nt
Organism: Colletotrichum graminicola M1.001
Lineage: Eukaryota; Fungi; Ascomycota; Sordariomycetes; Glomerellales; Glomerellaceae
Exons: 2
Coding region: 1-447 (148 amino acids)
Source: RefSeq, a predicted model, not a curated record